Emys orbicularis (European pond turtle) is the source of this 2719-nucleotide messenger RNA. It is a transcript of the gene PARP8, whose product is annotated as poly(ADP-ribose) polymerase family member 8. Gene Ontology annotation, biological process: endoplasmic reticulum unfolded protein response. Bases 149 to 2719 code for a protein of 856 amino acids. Lineage: Eukaryota; Metazoa; Chordata; Testudines; Emydidae. Gene Ontology annotation, cellular component: nuclear envelope; endoplasmic reticulum tubular network; membrane. The record is from RefSeq and is a predicted model, not a curated record. Gene Ontology annotation, molecular function: protein serine/threonine kinase activator activity; NAD+ poly-ADP-ribosyltransferase activity; kinase binding. The transcript is spliced from 26 exons.
UCCUCCUUCAUCCGAGUGGAUCACUUUGGGGGUGGAAAUACUUCUGCAAUCAACCCAGAGGUUCCAUCUUAUAACUGAAUAUUGAAACGAAGAGAGGGGGGUGGGGUGGGGAUAAAGGCUGCUUUUUCCUCCCCUUGGGAUUUAUUUCAUGGGGAUGUGUUCAAGACAAGAGAGGAUUCAGAAGGAUAUUGACGUUGUGAUCCAAAAGUGCAAGGCGGAGAAGGACUGCCUGUUUGCAGAUUUCAGGUACUCAGACUCCACCUUCACCUUCACCUAUAUUGGAGGCUCCAAAAGCAUAUCCUAUUCAGUACAUGUCUCGGAGGAUUAUCCAGAUAACACAUAUGUUUCCAGUUCAGAUAAUGAUGAAGAUGUGUUAGUUACAACAGAGUCAAUCCCAGUAAUUUUCCAUAGAAUCGCAACAGAAUUAAGAAAAACCAGUGAUGUUAACUGUUGCUUAUCUAUAAAAUCAAAAUUACAGAGGGAAAAUGGAGAGGACUCAAGGCACAAUAGUGCAGUUGAAGAAGAUUCUGAAGGAGAUAAUGAUUCUGAAGAGUUUUAUUAUGGGGGACAGGUUAACUACGAUGGAGAACUUCACAAGCACCCACAACUGGAAGCUGAUUUGACAGCAGUGAGAGAGAUCUAUGGGCCUAAUGCAGUAUCUCUCAGGGAAUAUGGAGCCAUUGAUGAUGUAGAUAUUGAUCUGCAUAUUGAUGUUAGCUUUCUUGAUGAAGAGAUUGCUGUGGCUUGGGAUGUAAUCCGCACAGAGCCUAUAAUAGUGCGAUUGCACUGUUCACUUACACAGUACUUAAAUGGUCCAGUACCCACCGUGGAUGUAUUUCAGAUCUCUACUAAGGAAAGAUUUGGGUUGGGACAUCAGCUGAAAAAAAUAAUGCAGACAUUUGUUACACAGCAGUGGAAAAAUAGCAAAGAAAAAUCAAAUUGUACGCACAAUAAGAAAGUGUCUGAGAAAAAGGUGAAAUCCCCUCUGCACAUCUUUUCUACAUUGCGCAGGUCGCCAAGUUAUCCUCCACCUGGCUGUGGUAAAAACAAAUCAAAACUGAAAUCUGAACAAGAUGGCAUCUCCAAAACUCACAAGCUGCUGAGAAGGACUUGUUCUAGCACAGUUAAGUCUGAGGAUGUGUGUGCCACAAAGUCUCACAGAACUUUUGGCCGUUCAUUGUCUAGUGAUCCUAGGGCUGAGCAGACAAUGGCUAUUAAAUCACACAAACUGUUGAAUCGUUCUUGCUCGGCAGCUGUCAAGCAAGAAGAAUGCAUCACUCUAAAGCCCCAAAAACUCCUAAGCAGAUCAUGUUCCGGGGAUCCUCGAUGUGAGCACAAUAGCACCUUGAAGCCUCACAAACUUUUAAGCAGGUCUUAUUCCAGUAAUCUUAGAAUGGAAGAAUUAGAUGGACUGAAGAAUCACAAGUUACUCAGCAAGUCUUACUCCAGUGCCCCUAAGUCAUCCAAAAUGGAGUUUUUCAAAGAACCCACCAUAGCAGAGGGCAGGAGGCUCUCUCUUACCUCAGGGCUUAUUGGUAUCUUAACGCCAUCUUCCUCAUCAUCUUCGCAAGCUGCUCCGAAUUAUGGUGCAAAAUGCAUUCCAAUACGAGACAAUGGCUUUCUUGUGCAGACUAUUGAGUUUGCUGAGCAGCGGAUACCAGUGCUGAAUGAAUACUGCGUAGUUUGUGACGAACCACAUGUGUUUCAGAAUGGCCCCAUGCUGAGGCCCACAGUAUGUGAACGGGAGCUGUGUGUUUUUGCUUUCCAAACUCUAGGAGUAAUGAAUGAAGCUGCAGAUGAAAUUGCCACUGGGGCUCAGGUGGUAGAUUUAUUAGUAUCCAUGUGUCGAUCGGCAUUAGAAUCACCCCGGAAAGUUGUCAUUUUUGAGCCAUAUCCUUCUGUAGUUGAUCCUAAUGAUCCUCAGGUGCUGGCCUUUAAUCCAAGGAAGAAGAAUUAUGAUCGAGUCAUGAAAGCACUGGAUAGUAUUACUUCUAUUAGAGAAAUGACACAGGCACCAUAUUUGGAAAUAAAGAAGCAGAUGGAUAAACAGGACCCGCUUGCGCAUCCUCUUCUGCAGUGGGUUAUUUCUAGUAAUAGGUCACAUAUUGUGAAACUACCAGUGAACAGGCAACUGAAGUUUAUGCACACUCCCCAUCAGUUCCUCCUUCUCAGCAGUCCACCAGCCAAAGAAUCCAAUUUCAGAGCUGCUAAAAAUCUCUAUGGAAGUACCUUUGCAUUUCAUGGUUCACACAUUGAAAACUGGCACUCCAUCCUGAGGAAUGGCUUAGUUGUUGCUUCCAAUACAAGGCUGCAGCUCCAUGGUGCAAUGUUUGGAAUUGGGAUCUACCUUAGUCCAUUGUCAAGCAUAUCAUUUGGUUACUCAGGGAUGAAUAAGAAGCAGCAGAAGGUGUCAGCUAAGGAUGAACCUGCUUCGAGCAGUAAAGGCAGUAAUGCAUUACAGUCACAGAAAAAAGGACAGCAAUCCCAAUUUUUGCAAAGCCGUAAUUUAAAAUGCAUAGCCUUAUGUGAAGUGAUAACCUCACCUGAUCUGCACAAACAUGGGGAGAUAUGGGUAGUUCCCAACACUGAUCAUGUGUGUACGAGAUUCUUCUUUGUUUAUGAAGAUGGCCAAGUGGGUGAUACAAGUAUAAAUACACAAGAAACAGGCAUUCACAAAGAGAUUCUUCGAGUCAUCGGUAAUCAAACUGCUACUGGGUAA